This is a messenger RNA of Apis cerana (Asiatic honeybee), 9557 nucleotides long. Its product is annotated as ATP-binding cassette sub-family G member 1. The record is from RefSeq and is a predicted model, not a curated record. Gene Ontology annotation, molecular function: ABC-type transporter activity; ATP binding; ATP hydrolysis activity. Gene Ontology annotation, biological process: transmembrane transport. Gene Ontology annotation, cellular component: plasma membrane. NCBI's taxonomy places the organism in Eukaryota, Metazoa, Arthropoda, Insecta, Hymenoptera, Apidae.
GUUACGUUGUACAUUAUGUCGGUGCCAUGUCAGUUUAGCUUGAACGAUCGUGGAGUGAACUUCUUUUGUUAUUUUUUUGUUUUUAAUAAUUUAUCAUUUUGAAAUUUUAAUCUUAUUCUUAAUAUUUCUAAUAAUUCGUUUUUUAAUCAUUCCUCUCAUUUUUAUUUUAUUUUAAUUCGUAACGUUAUGUUCAAGCUAGACUAUCGUGCAAUAGUUUCGUUUCAUAUGUUAGUGUUUUCCAGAUCUUCCGCGUCUUCCGCGUAGUGCAGUUUGAUUUCAUUGUAAUCCUGGACGAUCGUAAGUCCCCUUUUCCCUCAUUUUCUUUCCUUUUAUUUUUAUGUCUGUAAGGUGAAAAUUAUAUACUUCAUGAGAGUAAGAUCAAGCGGAAGUAGUUGCCAUUUUCUUUGUUGUUUUAACGAAGUUAAUUCGAACAGGAUUUUUGCAACUCUUUCUAAAGAAUUACAAUCAAAGAAGAUAUAAUUUGUGCUGCGUUUGGGAAUAAUUUGAUUCUUUUGAAUUAGAUGAUGCCCGUGACGUACACCGCCAUUACAUGACCCGUUUUAUGCGGUGAUUCGACACAUUUUGUCAUUUCUUAAUGCCUAUAUUUUGGCUAAGGAAAUCACACGUAUAAAAUUGGUAACCCAUUAGGGAUCUUUUGCGAUUGUUGAUGAACGGAAGCAAAAAAAACAUUGUUUUUCUGCAUCGCAAAAAAACGCAGUUUUCUAGCUUUGUUUCAUCUGCAAAAUUCGCAAUACGUAAAUAGAAUAAUAAUACAUUUAAUGUUUAUAUUCUAUUUCGUGCUACCUUCUAUGACCGUGGCGACGGAAAUAGAAUAUCAAUUAUCCUCGUGACGACGUAUCGGACGAGACGGGCAAUGUAAUCAAAUGAGCACAGUUACUUUCAAUUUUAUUUUUUUUAUAUUUUAAAUAGCAUCGUUCCGUUAUUUAGGCUCUUCUUUUAUUAAGAAGUUCGCCAUUGAAUAACAUAUAAAUUAAACAAUUGCACAGUUUAUAAAUCCUGCCUAUUAAAAAUCUAAUUUAGCUAGGGCUUAGCUUAGUUAUAAGUUUAGCUAGGGAUUGGUAUAUGUUUUAGAUUAAAAAGAGGAUAGGCGAUGAUUAGCACGUCUACCUCUUUUUCGGGUAGGUCCAUUUUUUUGUAUACCGUCUGUUCCAAAUGGAAUAAACGGUUGAUAUACUGUGAUGAUGUCUACCGCAGUUUAAAAUUUGUAAAGGAGGGUGGAUGGGACCGUUGGAGAUAGGGCGAGUCACCAUUUGCAGCAACCUCCUCGUGGUGUGACUUGGGAAAUUUGUAUUACUACAUAAGUAAAACAAAUUUGCUAAUGGCUGCAACGAUUACAAUUUUUAAUAUUUUGAACAUGUAAAAUAAUAUCAUUAAUAAUAAUAAUAUUAUUACUAUAAUAUCAUUAUAUAUCAUCUUACAUUUGUAUAUAUUAAUAUAUUUUAUUCUUAAAUUAUUUAUUAUUUUUUUUCUAAGUUAAUACAUAAAUAUUUAUAUUGCAAAAAGUAUAUAUGUAUAAAAUAAUUAUUUCUGUAUUUUUUAGUAACGAUAUAAUAUUAUUUGAAUUCAUUAUUGAGCAAAAAUUACAAUAUAUUGAUUAUUAUAUUCAUUUUUAAUAUAAAUUAUCAACAUAUUAAAAUGAAGUGAAUAAGUAAAAUAAGUUGAAAAACAUAAUGAAUAUUCAAAAAUUUAAAAAAAAGAAAAAUAAAUAUUGUAAUAUAAAUGUGUAAUUUAAUAAUUUUAUUAAUGAUUUAAUUUAUUAAUAUAUUGGAUUUUAAAAUGGAGAAUUAUCAAUUAAACAGAUCAAAACAAUCUCUUAUAUUGAUUAAUAACAAUUAAUGGAAUGUUAAUAUAUAUAAAAUUGAUAUGUUGUAUUUAUUUUAUUUUCUAUAAUUUAAAUAAAAUGAAUAAAGUUUGUUUCAGUAUUUAUAUUAUUUGUUAGAAGAUUUACAUUAUUUAUAAAAAUAUGAAAAAACUAAUGCAUAAAUGUAAGUAAAUAAAAAACUACAUGAUCUCUUUAAAACAUAACCUCACAUUUUUAUAAUCAACAAAUUAUAUAUUAUAACAGAUUUUAUUUAUAUAUAUUUUAUUAUUUGUAAAUGACAAAAUUUGACUAUUUAUUAUUUAUUUUUGAAAAAUUUAAUAAUUCCUAAUUUUUUAAAUUAUUUUUCUAUAAAUAAAAUACGAAAUUGAUAUUGUAAUUUGUAAAGAUUCAUCGUGCAGAAAUAUAAAUUAUUUUACAAUGAGUUUUCCCAUUAUCAUAAUAUCAAAUUAUCGUAUUUUAUAAUUCAUAUAAAAAUAUACAUUAAAACUAUAAUAUUCUCUAUUUUUAGGAAGUUUAAUUACCGGCAUAAAGAUAAAUUCGUGUAUAAAAAUAAAAAGAAAUAAUGCUAAAAAAUAAAAGACCAAAUGAUUUAUUAAACAAUGGGAACGGUCAUACGAGUAGUAAUUUGUACUUAAAACAAAAGUAGUAUAAAUAUUUUUCAGAAAUUAUCUUUCAAACUUCAAUGAUAUCUUAAUUUAAAUAAUUAUUUAAUUUGAUAAAUGAUUUAAUUUUUGAACAAAAAAAAAGAAUUUGUGUUAUUCUUUACUUGAAAUAUUAUUCAUGUUAUUUAAUACUGUUUUCAAAUACUUAUAUUACUUAUAAGAAGAUAUACAAAAGAUAUAAGAUUGCGUUCAAUAAAUUGACAUAUAUAUGAAUAAAAGAUAUGUGUUCUGAUUGAUAUUUUUUAAUCCAGUAGUUUCAUAAUUAUAUUGUUUUAUGAGAUAUUUAUACUUAUGAUAGAAUUUUUAUAAAUUUUUAUAUUUUUAUAAAAAUAUAAAAUUAUUUCUUUAUAUUCUUCAAGAUUGAUUUUUGACGAUGAUUAACGAUAAAUAACUAUUUAUAUUAAGAUGAUGUUUUAAAAAACAUUUUUUAUAUAUUUUUUGAUAUACAUUGAUAUACAUUUUUGAUAUACAUUAUACAAUUCAUGAUAUGUAUAUAUAUAUAUUUAUUUACAUUUAUGGAAUCUUAAUCUUAGUCAAAGUUUUUUUGAUAAAAUCAAUUAGUGAUAAAACUGAUAAACAAGAGAUUAAUUCACAUUUUAAUGUAAUAAUUAAAAAUACAUAUUGUUUAUUAAAUACAUCGAAAUAAGAAAUGUAUUUUUAAUUUUUAUUAUUAUUCAUCAAUAUAUACAUUUCUAAAAAAAUUUGACACAGAAUUCGUACAUUUUUAAUUCUAUUAUAAAUUAUCUCUUUAUUACUAUCAUAAAUUUAUUAAAAUAAAUUAUAAUAAAUAUGAAUAUAUAGAAAUAUAAAUUAUACAAUAUUUUGCACACAAUUCUAACAAUUCUAUUCUUAUUUUAGCUCUUAAUUUGAUAUUUGAACUUUGUGCUUUCAUGUAAGUUGCCUGUAUUUGGAAUAGAUUUAUAAAACACUGAUAAUUUUAUCGACAAUAUAAUCUAAAUACACUCUGUCCUCAUAUAUUCAUCAUAUUCAUUUUAACAAAUUUUGCAUUUACAUGUACACACACUCGCGCGUGCGUGCGAUUUAGUAUGUAUAUAUAUAAUUUGACACAAUAUAUAUAUAUAUAAUUUAUAUAAAUGAAUGGUGAAAAGAAUAAAAAAUAAUUCAUUUUUGAGAAACUAACUAAAAAAUAUUUUUUCAUCAUAUUUUAAUAAAUAUAUUUUUUUAAAUAUAAUAUUAUAUUAAAUAGUAAAAUAAUGAAAUUUUAACCAUAAUUAUUAUGAUUUUGUCAAUAUAAUUUUAAAUAAGAAUUUUUAUAAAGGAAUUAUAAGAAAAUGGAUAUUUAUUAUUAAAUUAAAUAUUCUGUAAUAUAUUAUUUUAAAUAAAAAAUUAUAGAAGAUUAUUAACAAUAUAUUGUGUUAUGACAAAUUGACAAUACAUUAUUGCUGCAAUCUAUUAUUAAAUGAAAAAAUUAAUUGUGUAUACAUAAUAUAUAAUUAUAUAUGUUUAAAAAAAAGUUAAAUAUGAGGAUGUAAAAGAAAUAAAAUAUAUACAAAUAACUGAUAAUGAUGAAUAUAUAUAUAAUAACAUGUAAUGUGUCAUAAAUAAUUUAUUAUUUCAUGAAAUAAUAAAUAUUUAAUACAUAAUACAUAAAUAAUUAAUACAUAUUCUUAAUUAAUAAAUAAAAAUCGUUUGUAUAUAGAGAAAAAAUAUACCUUAAUUUUUUAUGCACAUAUAAAAAAUCAAUAAAAAAUAAGACUAUUGAUUUGCUUUUUCUUUCAUUUAAAUUAAUGAUAAAUUAUUAUUCUUAUUUUUUGAUGACGUCCAAUGAAACGUCAAAUGACGUGCAUGAAAUUUCAGAAAUCAAAAUAUAUUUUUUUAAUUUUUUAAAAAAUAUAUAAUAUUAAGACAAGUGAUAAUUUCAUUGUAAUGAACAACUUGCAACUUAUUUAAAAUUCUAUAAUAGAUUUUAAUAAUAAUAAUUUAUAUAAAAACAAAUGUAUUUUGAAAUAUUUUAUAUUCGUUUUUUUUAAGUAUAAAGGAGUAAUUAAAAAUGGUAUUAAUUUAUUACUUACUGCAAUAAAAUUAAAUUUUUGUUAUAACUUUAAGAUAAAUAUGUUUUAAAUAUUUUUUAUUGUUGUAAUUUUAAAAAGUUUAUCAAUCUAAUAAUCUUAUUGAAGAUAUAAAAUUUAAGAGAAAAAUUUUAAAUGUUAUUUGAAAUAAAUUAAUUAAUCAUAACCGGUCAACUAAUACAGCAACGAUUACUAGAGAUCACAACUAAAUAGCUCCUUCACGAUCUCGACUUUGAUCAUAUUAACUCAUCACUCUCUUGAUUAUCUUUCUUUGUUGUGUCCUUAAAAAGAUGGUGGAUGCGUGGAAAAAAGAGUGAGAGAGAAGUGGAAAGAAAAACAGAGUGAGAAAGAGCACUCUGGAAAGCAACGGCGGUCAAUGGUGAUGGCCGCGAUGCAGCUAAACGGUUGAGUCAGUCAGUCAGUCUCGAGACACCGAGAUUCGUGUAUCGUUGAGAGAUUGUUCAAUUGGUUACUGUCUCCAAUUUUUUAAUAGUUUAUCAUGAGUAUAAUUCUAUAAUUUUAAAAACAUUCAUUGUUGUUCUACGUAUAAUUGUAAAAAUUGUAAGCGUGUGUUUUAUUUUUAAUUACUUAAUCACAUCAUUAUGUGCUUCGAAGACGCGGAAUAUAGAAGUUGAGUUACUCUUGUUUCUGACUCGAGGAUAAAGUUGAUAGUCUAUACAGUUGUUAAACAUAUACUCCUAAAGUUAUGGUCGUCUCUUUUUGACCGACUUCGCUCGUAUUGCUAGUUCAAUAAUGUAAGAACGCGCGUUAUUUGAAAUAUAUUUGAUUUUAUCCUUAAAAUCCUCAUUGUAAUAUCUUUAAGAUAAAACGAUCUUAUCAAAUUGAAUUUAAUAAUAAGAACUAUGAUAUUUAAAAAAUUGUUAAAAUUGAAUAUAUGUAAAUAAAUGCCUAUAAAUUUAUAUUUUUCUAUAAUUAAAAAAAUUAAUAAAAUUCAUGUGCCAAAAAAAUGUGUAAUAUGUUCCAAUAUAAAAAUAAAUAUUUGUAAACUUACAAUUAUAUAUAAUAAGUAAUAUUUUAUAUCCUUAAAUAUAACAAAAUAAAAUUCACCACGCUUUUUGUGAUUAAGAAAAGGCAAUGAGAGAAUUUGUAUGCUUAUGCAAUAAAGAACGAGAAUACAAGAUUACGAAAAAGUCAAUUCGUUUAAACAAAUAUCGAUCAUAAAAAAAGAAGAUUUAUUUAAAUUUUAUAGCAAAUUCAAUAUAAAAAGUUCUAAAAAAGAUACAGAAUGAAGCUCGAAGGAAAUUGUUCGAAUGAAGAUAAUACUAAUGAAAUAUUAUUACAACCUACUAGAAAAGGUUCUGGUUCUCGUUUACAAAUUGUACCUGCACAACAUAAAACGAUUACUCAUUUACCGAAAAGACCACCGGUUGACUUAGCAUUCACCGAUUUAACAUAUAGAGUACGAGAAGGUAACAAAAAUAAUGCAAAGGUAAUUUUAAAAUCUGUCAGUGGAAGAUUACGAUCUGGAGAACUGACAGCUAUUAUGGGACCUUCCGGCGCAGGAAAAUCUACUCUCUUAAACAUUCUGACCGGAUACAAAUCAACAGGUACUGAAGGAAGUGUUACAAUAAACGGUCAUGAAAGAGAUCUUAGUGCCUUCAGAAAAUUAUCAUGCUAUAUAAUGCAAGAUAAUCAACUUCAUGCGAAUUUAACAGUGGCUGAAGCCAUGAAAGUCGCUGCAAAUCUUAAACUUGGAUCGCAUGCUAACAAAACAGAAAAGGAAGAAGUGAUUCAAGAAAUUUUAGAUACACUUGGUUUAUCCGAGCAUCGUCAUACUAUGACAUCGAAUUUGAGCGGUGGACAAAAAAAAAGACUUUCUAUUGCUCUUGAAUUAGUCAAUAAUCCACCAAUAAUGUUUUUUGAUGAACCUACUAGUGGUUUAGACUCUUCGUCCUGUUUUCAAUGCAUCUUGCUCUUAAAGACUUUAGCUCGAGGCGGAAGAACGAUAAUAUGUACUAUUCAUCAACCUAGCGCUAGACUUUUUGAAAUGUUCGAUUCGUUAUAUACAUUAGCUGAAGGACAAUGUGUGUAUCAAGGAUCUACAUCACAAUUAGUACCGUUUCUUAGAAAUAUAGGGCUCAAUUGUCCAAGUUAUCACAAUCCAGCCUCUUUCAUUAUUGAGGUAUCUUGUGGAGAAUAUGGAGAUAAUAUCAAAAAUUUGGUAAAUGCUAUAAAGAAUGGAAAAUAUGAUAUUCGAGAAGGACAUCCAUUUCCUGAAAAUAAAUUGGAAGAACUCAAUAAUUUACCUGAUUCGUUUUCGAAAAACGAAGAAGAUGGAAAAAAUACUGAAAGAAAAGAUAAGAAUGAUGUGAGCAAUCUGAAAGAAAAGUUUGAAGAAGAUAAAGUAAAAAAAGAAAUUAAUAAUAAAGGAAUUAUUUCAUCUUACGCAAGUAAUGAUAUCGCAAAACAAGAUGUAGUAAUACCAAUUGAUAUGGAAAAGAAGGAUAACGUCGAUGUAGCUUUACUCGAUGAAUCAAUUAUAGUCACUCCAGAGAGAUAUCCCACGUCGGAAUAUCAACAAUUCUGGAUUGUUUUAAAACGAACUUUACUUUUCAGUCGUAGAGAUUGGACUCUUAUGUAUCUUCGACUCUUUGCUCAUAUUCUAGUAGGAUUAUUGAUUGGCGCACUUUAUUAUGAUAUUGGAAAUGAUGGUGCUAAAGUACUUAGCAACCUUGGAUUUCUAUUCUUUAAUAUGUUGUUUCUUAUGUAUACAUCAAUGACUAUUACAAUCUUAUCUUUUCCAUUAGAAUUGCCAGUACUCCUGAAAGAAAAUUUUAAUAGAUGGUAUUCUCUUAAGGCUUAUUAUCUAGCAAUUACUGUAUCAGAUAUACCAUUUCAGGCAGUAUUUUGUGUUAUAUAUGUUACGAUUGUAUACUUCAUGACAAGUCAACCAACAGAUAUUAUGCGAUUCAGUAUGUUCUUAGGAACAUGUUUACUAAUUUCUUUCGUAGCGCAAUCGGUUGGAUUGGUGGUUGGAGCAGCAAUGAACGUACAAAAUGGUGUAUUUUUAGCACCAGUUAUGUCCGUACCAUUUCUUUUAUUCUCCGGCUUUUUUGUUAGUUUUGAUGCCAUUCCUGUAUAUCUUAGAUGGAUUACUUAUCUAAGCUAUAUUAGAUAUGGCUUUGAAGGGACUGCGCUUGCUACAUAUUCUUUUGGUCGAGAAAAACUUAAAUGUUUCCAGGUAUACUGCCACUUUAAAAACCCAGAAACAACAUUGGAGGAAUUAGACAUGCUCGAUGCAGAUUUCACUCUCGAUAUUCUUGCCUUGCUUUUGAUAUUUGUUGUUCUUCGAAUCGCUGCCUAUUUAUUCCUCCGUUGGAAAUUAAAGACUGCGCGAUAGAUCGAUGUACAAUUAUUAUCAAUUUAAAAUGUUGAAAUACUUUUAUAAACGAAUGUUAAUGGAUUAAGGUAAUAAUGCAUUUUUUACCGUCAUCGUACAGUAGAAGAUUAAUAAUCUUAUGUUUUAAUAUCGAGAAUUAUUUUCUGUUCAUAAUUUUUAAUCAUCAAGACAAGUUCAUAUGAAUACUAAAAUAUAAAAAUAUUAUAUAUAUAAUAUAUAUAUGUUUAUAUGCAAAUUAAAAUAUUAUCCAUCUAUAAUUUAUAAUAUUAUGAAAUAAAUAUAAUUUAUUUGUUUUUAUUAGUUGUACGAUGACAAUUCCAUAAUGGUUGUUGUUACGAUAAUUGUUAAAAUCUUUUGGAUCCAUUUUGUUAUAUUACAAUAUAUUACAAUAUUAUAAAUGGUGAUCUCAAGUUGAUCUUAAGGAUGUAUUACCAGUUUUGAAAGAGAUAAUUAGAAAAGAAUAUAAAUGCAUCUGAUUUGAAUGCAUAAAAGAACUAAUCAACUAUUCUAAAAUUUCGCAAUUUUAUUCUUUGAAAAGGAAUAAGAGGCCUUAAAUUAACAACAUUUCGCAAGUGAUUAUAUUUUUAUCUGCUCAUGGCUGUGAGUUUGACGAUGCAGAUAACAGAAAAUAAAUGCAAUAAUAUAUAUUUUUUAAUUUUAACACGGACAUAAAUCGAUGUUUUUUAGAAUGAUAUUUAAAAUGUUUUAAGAAUAAUAUUUAAAAUAAUAAAUAUCUUCCUAUAUUUAUAAUCAUGAAUGUUAAACUUUGGUAAUGCAUCACGAACAUCGAACUUAAGAUUUAGAAUAAGUUUACCAAAAUUUUACAUAUAUUGUAUACAUUUUAAUUAAUGUAUGUAUUUCUUGAGCAUAAUUUUUUAAGGGAAUUUAUUUGUAUACAAAUAUAAACCACAUAAAAAUAUAUAACAAGAAUAGAAUUUUCAACAAUUUUGGAAGAACAAUUUUAUCGUCAAUUUUUAUUUAAAUUAUAUUUUUCAAAUGUAUUAGAAAUUAUGAUUAAUCAUUCAUGCACAAAAUAAAAUUAAAACAUUUGAUUUAUAGUAUGUUAAUAAUAUUCAUUAAUUUGAUAAAUGUACUUUAAUAAAAGAUAUGUUUAUAUCUAUUUAUAUGGAAUGAAUUAUAUAUAUUUAUAUAAAAAAUGGUUACGCAAUCGAUAUUCGAUAAUAUAUAUCAUUAUAUCGAUAUCCGGAAUAUAAGAAUUUUUAUAAUAAUAUAAUGGUAGAAUUUCUAUAAUUUAAUAAUGCCAAAUUAUUAAAUUAUACUUUUAAUAUGAUAAAAAUAAAAGAAAUAAUAUAAAUAUGUUAAUAUGAAAUACGUAAUAUAUGUGUAAAAUAUAUGUAAUAUAAUAUGAGUCAUGAUGAUAUUGCAAAACAUUGGAAUUAUGCGUAUCGGAUUAUGGAAAUUCUACUAUAUAUAAUUUUAUAUAUAUAUAUAUACAAAUAUAUAUAUACAUACAUAAAUCUUUUAUAAAAUAUCAUGCAUGUGAAUGCGUGUAAUUAUGCUAAACUGGCAUAAUGUUUGUUGUAUUUAAUAGCGUUUGUUUAUUACGAAUAAAAUUGUUUUUCAUAAUAUUAUUAAUUUAAAUAUUUAUCAUGUAUUACUAAGUAAAAGAAAUAUAAAUAUAUAUAUUUUUUCAUUUUCAA